Molecule: messenger RNA, 5760 nt
Organism: Bactrocera latifrons
Lineage: Eukaryota; Metazoa; Arthropoda; Insecta; Diptera; Tephritidae
Gene: Tl
Product: protein toll
Exons: 9
Coding region: 1285-4662 (1125 amino acids)
Biological process (GO): toll-like receptor signaling pathway; immune response
Cellular component (GO): membrane
Molecular function (GO): protein binding; transmembrane signaling receptor activity
Source: RefSeq, a predicted model, not a curated record
ACUUGCUGGUUGGCGUCGUCGUCAUUGUAUGAUUAUUUGGUCCGUCGUCGCUUCAGUUGCCUAUGAGACGUCGUGACGGUCAUGUGUGUAGGCGCAUCCAAUUCCCGUGUUCGGUAGUGAAAUAAUCAAAUCUUGUUUGUAAAAUUUUCGCUCGCGGUCUAUUGGCUUUUCUAUUAAAAUUGUCGCAAGCCGUGCUUUUAGCCAAACUUUAAAAGUUGAUGACGCGAAUUGGCAGCGCGUGUCGCCCUAAAGCUAAACAAACCGAAAUUUUUUCGUACUGGAAGGAAGCGCGUGCAAAUUAGAAACGCGUUGGUGUUUUGAAACCCGAGCGAAAAUUCGGUUUUACCAAAAAAAUUUAUUUGUUUUUCUCAUAAAGUGCGGCCGAAGAAAUCACCCCGCGUACGUACGUGUGCGUGUGUAUGUGAGCGCGCUGGUUUUUUGUGUGAAAAUUGAUAUUUGUGCAAAGUGCAAGUGAAGUGCUCUUCGCCAGCAUGCAAAUGGUGUGCUGAUGUAGUGACAACAAAAAUAAAAGUUGACAACAAGUUUACAAACGUCAGCUAGCGCCGUGAAUCAGCUGAAUUAUUGGUAUUUAACUGUUGUUUUCAACACUGAAACAGCUUGUAGCUUGCAACUUCGCAAAGUUGAAGAUUUGCUUUCAUCGCAUAAGGUCAAAUAUUUGAUGUCUUUCUCAGAACACAGCAAACAAAACAAAUAGCAGAUUACACAAAGCGAUAACCCAAAUUUAUUUGCUUUGGGAAAUUGCUGAUGAUGUUGAUGAUGCUGACGUAAAAUACCAAAUUGCCAUUAAAAAAAUUCAUUAAUUUACACACUGAUCAGACAGAGAGUUCUAUCUUUCUCCAAACCGAAGAAUUCUUGGGAAAUUUACAGCUUAGGUUUUUGCUUUUAAGGUGAACAAAUAAGUGCAGUGAAGAAACUCUAACGAAAGAAGUGAAAAAUAUUCAGAUACCAAAUAUAAAAUAAAUUACAUCAACUACUAAAGACCAAAAGUGAAACAUAAAGAUUAAAAACGUGACUGCAAAUUUGCAAUUGAAAUAAAAUUAUAAAACUGUUAAGCACUCCACCUUAACGACGCUGCCUGACUUGCUCUCUUUGGAUUACGCCGCAUACUUUAAUAUAUUUGCGAGAGAUUAUAAUUUUCGUACGCAUCGUAGGAAGUUCAACAGCAACAAAUUUAAAGAUUACAAAAGACAUCAACAACAUAAACGGAACAGCAGGCUGUCUAAAAUAAGCAAAACAGCAACARCAAMAACAAAAUCCGCUAAAAUGCUACAACACAUAGCGCCCGCCAGCAGCGGGUAUUUCGCCAAGCCGCGUCAACGCUUUAACACGCAGCAAUGCUGCGUCUUCGCACUCGCCUUACUCAUCGCCGUGUGUCAACUGCCGACCGCCACAGUAGCCGUUUUCUCACAGAAAAACUGCCGCGACUUGGGCGCCAACUCGCAUUGUCAGUGCUCGACGAUGCCCUCACGCUACGAAAUUCAAUGCCCGCCCAUGGACUUCAAUCACAAAUUCACCGUACUAAUCAGCCCGGGCGAACACGUACAGAUCGAUUGCGGUCGCGUCGAUGCACGCGAAUACAAUCUGCUGCCGAGCAUGUCCAUAGGCGAUAGCAAAAUYGUACAGAUCCGYCAGUGUCCGCUGCCCGGUCAUGAUCCCAUAGCGCGCCUCUUUGAACAUUUGGGCAUAACAAAGGUGAAUUAUCUGAUGUUUGAAAGCGGUGAGUUGGGCGCCAAUCUGACGCGUCACCACCUCAGUGAUCUCAAGAAUUUGGCGCACCUACGCUUCAGCUCGAACAGUUUGACACACAUGCCGGAGGAUUUGUUCGCCGAUUUGGGUAAUUUGAAUUGGUUGGAUUUGCGUUCGAAUAAUGUCAAUUUGACGGAGAAACUUUUCGAGCCACUCAAAAAUUURACAUUCCUCGAAUUGGGUCAUAAUAAUUUGAAAACUUUGCCGCGUGGCAUAUUCAAGAAUCAGCAAAAGCUGCUGCAUCUCAAUUUGUGGGGUAAUCAAUUGCGUAAUCUGACGAAAGAUGUUUUCGAGGAUGCCACUUCGCUCACCGACAUCGAUUUGAGCGCGAAUAAUAUUGAGUCGUUUGCGCCCGAUGUCUUUCAACCGUUAACACAGCUCGGCAGUCUUUAUAUAAGCGCGAAUCAUAUACGAGAAUUGCCAUUUGGACUCUUCUCCAAUACGAAAAAUUUGACGGAAUUCCGUUUGAUCAACAAUCGUGUUGCGCUCAUCACUCUGCCAUCGCAGUUGUUUGCCAACUUGCCGCACUUGAAGGAGGUGCGUUUGAGUUGCGAGCUAGAGAGCGUGCCCGAAGAUCUGUUCGAGAACUCAAACAAGUUGGCGAAUCUCACGCUGAAUGACAACAUGUUGACCACACUGCCCGCGCAACUGCUGAGAGAUCAACACGAAUUGUAUGAUCUGGAUCUGUCGCAUAAUCGCCUGCAAACGCUACCCGAUGGGCUCUUCCARAAUACGAARAAGCUAGUGGAACUCAAGCUAUCACACAACCAGCUACGCGAAAUCUCAAGCGAACUCUUCAACCCACUGGUCAAUCUCGAGCUACUGCUGCUGGACAACAACAAUUUGCUAACAAUCAACAUUUAUGCCUUCCGCGACACAGCGAACUUGAGGUUUUUGGAUUUGGAGAACAAUCAAAUCGAUCUCGCCGAAGCACAUGCCGCCAUACUCGAACCCACGGCAUACUCCAACUCCGAGUUCGAUGCGAAUUCGCCAUUCCAGUUUCUCUACAAGCUGCAACAGCUCAAUUUGCGCAACAAUUCCAUCAUGUAUAUCUUCAACGACUGGAAGACACAGCUGCUCGAACUGCAGAAACUCGAYCUUAGCUACAACAAYAUCACCAUAUUCCACGACCAASACCUGCAGUUCCUCAGCAGGCAUCCCGUCGAAGUGAAUCUCACACAUAACCUCAUACACGAAAUCAACUUCAACACAAUCCAAAUCAUGGAUGCGCCUUUCGCAAACCGCCUGGUACGCAUAGACCUCAACGACAAUCCGUUGCACUGCGACUGCCUUAUGCUGCCCUUCUUGAAGUUUAUCUUCAACGAGUUCAAGGACAAAUUCGAGAAUAAAAUUGAGUUGCUGACAACGAAUUUGCAGUGUGAAGGUCCGACUGCGCUGCAGGGUAAACAUAUGCUGGAGCUGAGUUACAUGGAGUUGCUGUGUCCAUUGGAUGACAGCGCUUCGAGCGAAAAGCGUUGUCCACGCGGCUGCGACUGUUGGGUGCGUCCACAUGAUUAUAUGUUGCUGGUGAAUUGCUCCAACGGCAAUUUGACACGCUUGCCCGCACUCCCWCACGAACCACUACUCAAAGGCAUCGUGCUGUUUGUGGAGAACAACAAUCUUAUGCGGCUACCGCUUAACAGCACGACGGGUUACGCUGAUGUCAAGCAACUACAUGCCGCUGGCAAUCAGCUGCGUGCCAUUGAAGCCAACAACUUGCCAGCGGGUCUGCAAUACUUGGAUCUGCGCCACAACAUGUUACAGCGCCUCAAUGAUAGCGUWCUGGAUUACCUGAACGACAGCAGCACACUGGAAGCGCUUUUACUCUCGCACAAUGCGUGGCGCUGCGACUGUGAAACGAGACCGCUGCUUGARUUCACACAGAGUGCCACUGUACUGCAAAAGCUGAAGGUGCGUGACUUCAAUCAGAUGCGCUGUGCGGUAGAUCCAAUGAAGCCGCAACAGGUGCAAUGGUUCAAAGACAUAUCUGUCGCCGAUAUCUGUCCAACACAAAUGGGCUUUGUAAUUGCUAUGGGCAUCAGCAUUGCWUUGCUGGGUCUGUUGAUCGGCAUUUGCGUGGCGCUCUUCUACAAAUACAAUCAGGAAAUUAAAGUUUUCCUCUAUGCACACAACUGGUGUCUGUGGUUCGUUACCGAGGAAGAGUUGGACAAGGAUAAGAAGUACGAUGCUUUCGUCUCAUAUUCGCACAAAGAUGAAGCAUUCAUCGCYGACUAUCUCGUGCCGCAAUUGGAGCACGGUCCGAUACCCUUCAAGCUGUGCAUACAUGUGCGUGAUUUCAUUGUUGGUGGCUGUAUACCCGAUCAGAUUAUACGCUCGGUGGAUGAAUCCAGACGCACCAUUGUUGUGUUGUCACAAAACUUUAUCGAAUCCGUGUGGGCGCGUAUGGAGUUCCGUGCCGCUCAUCARUCGGCGCUCAAUGAGAAACGCAAUCGUUUGAUUGUAAUCAUUUAUAGUGAUAUUGAAAACAUUGAAAAUUUGGAUAGCGAACUGCAAGCAUACCUCAAGACCAACACCUAUCUGAAAUGGGGCGAUCCAUACUUCUGGGACAAACUGCGCUAUGCCAUGCCACAUCCGAGCCGAAAAAAUACAGGUGGUUUGGAGAAGACCGCCAUGAAGAGUUCGGUCGAUGAUAAACUCGAACUCAUCAAACCAUCGCCCGUAACACCCUCACCCACUACACCACCUGCCAUGGCGGCGAAAAAUCCACUCAUCGCACAUCUGAAUGGCGGCACGCCACAAACUGCGAUCAUUAUACCGAAUGGCAAGAUGACGAACGGCAUGACGCCCAACUAUCACAUGAAUGGCAAGACACAAAAUGGACAUAUUAACGGCGCUUUCAUUAUCAACACAAAUGCCAAGCAGAGUGAUGUAUAGAAUAGGGAGAAGGCGGAAGUGUUUCAGUUCGAUGAUGAUUUCUUGUUUCGAUGAACCUGAAACUGGGCCGUGAUCGCGUUCUAAGUUAAUUUAAAACUAAUCUAAAGAUGUAAAUUGCGUAAGCAAUGGCAUGUGACAUCCACAAUCCCGAAAGCGCGCAGCUUGCUGGUUGAAACAACUAAAAGUAGGCUAAGCAUAUACCAACAACAAGGCGUAAUACAUAUAAGGGGUAUGCAGAAACGGAGACACUUUUUUAUUUAUUUUUUUUUUUAGUUUUUGGAAGCCGUCAUUAACCGUUAUGCUCACUAUAUGUUCGUUUAAGUUUUUUUGCUGUUUUUAAAAAUAUGUAGUAUACCUUUAGGCUUUUUUGAACAUAUGUAGCAUCCCUUCAGGCUAUUAUUGUAAUAAGCAAUAUUUUAUGUUAAAAUUUCGUAAAUUUUGGGUAUGAUGCUCAUUUAUAGAUCACAUAAAUUCAGAAAAAUUCUUUGUUUUAUUUUUUUUAUAAUAUUUUAUAAAAAUUUUUGUCUUGAAUUCUUUUUACAUUAUUUAAAACUAAUUGAAUUKUACAUUUAAGUUGUUUUUGACUUGUAAGAAAUGAAACUUUUCAAACAAACAUAUUUUUAUACUCUCACUAGCAUUAAGCAAGUAACAAGUUAGCCGCUAAUUAUUAGCUAAGCAAGUAAUGUACGUGUAUAGAAAAUAUAAACUUGAAAAAUUCGAAACAGAAAAAUAUCGCAGAAUUUUAAGAUUAAGCUCUUUGAAAAAGCUCAAUGCAUUAAGCUCAAGUAUGGUUGAUUUUCUUUCAUUUCAUUUAGAAGAAAAACCGGAAAUCUCGUUUUCAAAAACUCGUUUUGACAAUCUUUCAUUAGCUAAUUUUUUACGAAUCUCAAUUGUUAAAUAUAAAUAAUCCAAGGCAAAGUUUUAACUAAGAAAAUUUAUGGUUUUCUACAUUUUCGCUUUAAGAGAAUUUCUCGAAUAUUUUAACAGUAUAUAUAUACAUACAAAUGUAUAUAACACAAUAUAUAGUUUAUUAUUUAGGCUCACUUGACUAACAGACGCAUAUAAGCCAAUGUAUGUAUCUGAGUGAGUAAAUAUGUA